Messenger RNA from Hirsutella rhossiliensis, 189 nucleotides. RefSeq names its product ribosomal protein s30 domain-containing protein. Gene Ontology annotation, biological process: translation. Gene Ontology annotation, cellular component: ribosome; cytosolic small ribosomal subunit. The transcript has 4 exons. The record is from RefSeq and is a predicted model, not a curated record. NCBI's taxonomy places the organism in Eukaryota, Fungi, Ascomycota, Sordariomycetes, Hypocreales, Ophiocordycipitaceae. Gene Ontology annotation, molecular function: structural constituent of ribosome. The coding region runs from base 1 to 189 and encodes 62 amino acids.
AUGGGUAAAGUUCACGGAUCUCUUGCCCGUGCCGGCAAGGUCAAGUCUCAGACUCCCAAAGUCGAGCCCCAGGAGAAGCCCAAGGUCCCCAAGGGCCGCGCUCUCAAGCGCCUCAAAUACACCCGACGAUUCGUCAACGUCACCCUGACGGGCGGCAAGCGGAAGAUGAACCCCAACCCCGGCACUUAA